Messenger RNA from Fomitopsis serialis, 1816 nucleotides. RefSeq lists its product as uncharacterized. Gene Ontology annotation, molecular function: protein binding. The transcript is spliced from 3 exons. The record is from RefSeq and is a predicted model, not a curated record. Lineage: Eukaryota; Fungi; Basidiomycota; Agaricomycetes; Polyporales; Fomitopsidaceae. The coding region runs from base 326 to 1378 and encodes 350 amino acids.
GUCACGACUGCACGCGUCCUCGGAACUCUAUCGCGGCGACGACGUUCCUCCUCGCCUCUCCGGUAGCGGAGCGGACUCGGAGCAUAGCACGAAGGCACCCCCGUCGAAGAUCGCGCGAAAGCAGCGUGCUCGGAAGCCCAAAUCGCUCGCAAGCUGCACGUUCACCGCUGCAGCCCUCUCGCACGCCCCCACCACACAGAUCAACGCGCAUACAGGCGGCCGCGUUCCGCUCACCUUCGUGGAUGCCGACGAAGACUCCUCUCCGCACCCCAUAAGCAAGAAAGGGAGACUUGUAGACCCCCGGAAAGCCACUUCCUUCCUCCAUAUGCCGUCGCCUUCAGUGGGUGACGUACGUCUCGGGCCGCUUGCUGCAGUUCGGCCCACUAGGAAACCAAUAACGAGGUGGAUGUUACGCGGCGCGAAUGUAAAGGACGCCACCUGGGGCCAGAACCCGUCAUACGACCGCGCGUCCGCGUCCUCUCGAACUAUCACCGAUCGCAAUCAGGUCCGGUGUAAUGUGUUACCAUUUGCACUCGUCCCUUUAGAGGAACAUGAGGCUUCUUUGCAGACAAAGAAGCAGCAACAGAACACCCCGGUGGUAGAGUGUCGUAAGGCGCCGCAACAGGAAGAAGGCCAAUCUGGGAAUGUACCGCUGCCUGCGGUAAUGGCGAUCCCCAUACCUCCCAGACGGGUGCAUAGACGGCCAGACCGUCGCGGAGUGUCCGCUGGUAGAUCAACUCGCGAACGAGGAUCCAACGCGCUGCCCGGUCCUAGUGUUCAAACAACGCCUUCGUCUGCCGGAAAAUCUACCUCGGAGGACCCUCAUCCACUCCCGCAUGCAUCAGGCGAAUCCACUGCAGGAGCGAUCGCAAUGUCGGUCGAAUUGUCUACUAGCGCUGCUGCAUCUCCGUCCCUUGACUUCCCAAAGAAGACCAAUGUUUGCAACUCUCUGGCUGAUCGCCCCGAUCGUGCUGCUAGUCCCGCAGGGCUGUCUUCUUCUCCUGUCGACUGCGACAAUAGUUCUUCUCUGGCAAUCGCGUUUGCUGCGCGCGUUACCCCCGCUUCAUUUCUAAAUGCUGGACUCGGUAACACAGGAACUGUCAUAGACCCAUCUGAGGCUGGCGUUUCUGCGGAGAAAAGCGUUCGUCUGCGGCCUCUAGCAUCAUACCUGGACUCCCUGCGCGAGACUGCACGCGCAGCUACGAAGCUGCAAUCAAGUACUCGAGAACAUAACUCCCGCUUGAAGGUCGGUCGCAGCGCCAGGGCGAUGGGCCGACCGCCCCGGGAUGGCGCAUCCCCCGCUAUGACUCGACCUCCCAAGACAACCGAUCUGCGCUCUCAGACGACAUUUAACCGUGAUGUGCGUGUCAUCUGUUGAACUUAUGCUUGCACAGAUUCAUCUGCUGUACCUAGACUCGGGCUCGCGGUUUCUCUGCGCCAUAUCCCCGAAACGAUCGUCCUGUCUCCCGGCGCGCCAUUCGUCCCUGGCAUCCACAAGGUCAAGAAGGCAUGUCAAGCCCCAAUCCCUUUGCGUACAAUGCUACUGAAGGGACCGGUUCUGCCGGUGGCGCACCGGUCAUGGAGAUGGACCGGCCAGUCUUACCGAUGCUUCUCGACGCUGAGGAUGAUGUGGACGAGCUGGCGUACGAAGAAGAAUGCGGUCCUGUGCUCAGCUAUAGCGUGGAUUUGUUUUCAGGCUACCUAGCUGACGCGCGAGAUGCAGUUUGAAACAGUACUAGUGGGACGGCAGUGACAUUGUAUUGUACAGCGAGUUGAACGUGCUACUUACUACCCGAUGCAAACCCGAUGUGAUUAA